This is a messenger RNA of Prosopis cineraria, 823 nucleotides long. RefSeq names its product protein LITTLE ZIPPER 2-like. NCBI's taxonomy places the organism in Eukaryota, Viridiplantae, Streptophyta, Magnoliopsida, Fabales, Fabaceae. The coding region runs from base 224 to 568 and encodes 114 amino acids. The record is from RefSeq and is a predicted model, not a curated record. The transcript is spliced from 2 exons.
CUCUUGUAAUCAUGACUUCUUCUGCCAUCAUUGCUCCUCUCUCUCUCUCUCUCUCUCUCUGUGCAGAUACAAACACAAAGAUCACUACUAGAUUGCCUUCAAUUGAUUUAUUAUCAUCACCAUUUUCGAUCUUCUCCUCCGAUAUAAAUCCCCUCGAACCCAUACCCCAUUCUUCGUCCUCACUCUUCUCUCUCUUCUCUCCCUCUCACACUCUCUAAAAGCUAUGUGCAGAUCCUCUUCCCCAAAUAAAUCUGUGCCUUCCACUUUUGGCCUUCCACGGCCUUCAUCCAAGAAGCACCACAAGCAUCUUCAAUUCACCCUCCUCAAAAGAAAGAGGAGGGCAUCAGAAUUGACGAAGGAAGGAGGAAGAAAGACGAAGAAGAAGAUGAAAUCAGAGAUUGAAAUGAAGAAUCUGAAACUGUAUAUGGAGAAUCAGAGCAUAAUAGAAGAGAAUGAGAGGUUGAGGAAGAAGGCUUUGCUUCUUCAUCAGGAGAAUCAAGCUCUCUUGUCUCAGCUACAGAACAAGCUUUCUCAUCAAGCUACCACCAAACUUAACCUCAUCAAUUAAUUAAUUUUACUGCCUAGUUUUUUUUUUCACCCGAUUUCUUAUGUCUUGAUUAUCCUUAAUUAGUUUCUUUUCUAUAUAUAUAUAUAUAUAUAUUUGGGGUCCUUAAUCUAGUCUUGCCUUGUAGUUUUUCUUUUUUAUUAUAGAGUUCUGUUAAUUAGUUUGGAGUUAAAUAAGGGUAUGUAGGCAGUGUUCAAGUAUCAAAUUGUAGCCAUUACAUAUGAGGAAUAUGUGCAAUUAAUGUUGUUGUUGUUAUUA